UUGAAUUUCUGAAAUGACCCCGUUAUCUACCUGUUGGCUUUUGAUUGAACUAUAUGUGAUCCCACAUGGAUAUCUAAAGUGGUAUUUUUUGAGUUUCUAUAUCCACCCUUUUCUUCUUCCUUUCUGCCAACUUUAUCUUUGGAUCAAAGUGUUACAAAAAAUUCUAUUAACCUUCAUCCUUUUUGUUUGUACGUCCUCUUGUUUCUUAAUUUCGUAUGUUACAAGAUUGUGUAAAUUCUGCGUCCUCUUCUUUAAGAAGUACUUCAUCUUACCAAAUAGAAAAAAUCAUCAUAUCCCUACAGCUGAAGAGGUUGAGGAGUACUAUGAUAUUAUACCAAAUCUCGUAAACCAAAAUGAAAUCGUCCUUUAUACGAGCUUUAAAAUGAGACAAAGUACUAGUAAAUCGUAUGGAACGGUCCAUUUGAACCUGAUGAAUAACUCGUAUGUAUAUGAUUUUCAAACUAGAGUUUCUCAAAUGUUCGCUAAAAAUCACAAGAUUAGUUCGUUUGUUGAACCAAAUCAAGGUGAGUUUAUGGAACUUGAAGAGGAUUCAAUCGUUUCUUCUGUUGAUGAAAAAAUGAAUUUAUUUGAUAAUUAUAAUACCGUCCCUUUAUCUCCUGGUUCAAUUUUAUCUGAAACAGAGCUAGAACUUGAGUUCUCCCUAUCGAGUUCUGUUUCCAGUUUUUCACCAGGUAUGAAUCGUCCAGGGCUUGACGAAUAUUUUCCAUCUCCUAUUAGCUCUAAUUCGUCGUCCCCGUUGGAUUAUGGUACGUUGAACCAAAAUUUUAGUAGCUAUACAAAAGCUAUGGUAAUGGAUCAGCAGCUGGUUCAUGAGGAAGAAGUAGAUUUGUUAUACAACAAGUAUGCUGAAAGCAUGAGCUGGUUUGAUGUUCUCAAUCAUGAAAGGCUAUGUGCCUUAUGUACAGUACUGAGGAAGCACUUGUCAAGUCCAAAUUCAUUUGAGUAUGAAACGGAGCCUACAGUUGGUUUGCCUGUCCAAUAUAUUUCAUUGAGCAAAGUGGCAAGAAAAAGACUUGUGAAGAGCUUAGAGAAUGAUUUAGAGUUGGUUUAUGUGGCACAAUCAUGUUUGUCAUGGGAAGCACUUCAUCAUCAGUAUAAAAAAGUAGAGGCUCUUUGUUGUUCAAAUUCAAAAAAUGGGGUCUUUUAUGGUAAUGUAGCAGCAAGAUUUCAGAAAUUCCAAAUAAUGCUAGAAAGAUUUGUGGAAGAUGAUAGCUGUGGAGGCAAAAGGCAUUUGAAUUAUGUUCAUAGAAGAUUUUCCCAAAAGAAUCUCCUCCAAGUUCCUGAGGUUUCUGGAUAUGUAGAAUCAAACGAAAGAGUGAAUGGAGAAAUAAACAAGCCAAUUGAAGUGCUAAAGGCCAUAGAGAAAUGCAUACAUGCUUUCUGUUUUUUUGUAAGAACGGAUUGCAAGAAAAGAGAGAAUUUUUUGUGGAGUCAAUCUCGUGUAGAAGACCCCAGAGACAUACUGCUCCUGCCUCACUUAACUAAGAAACUUCAAAUGAAAAUGUUAUGGCUGAAGGACGUGAAAGGUAAGAGAAAAUGUUGGUUGAGAAGAGCAAUAAAACCUGAAGAAGAAGAAUUUAGCAAAAUAGAGUUUGUGUUAACAUUGAUAGAGAUGAAGCUGGUGUCAAGGAUUCUCCAUAUGUCCAUUAUUUCUACCUCUCAUUUCAAAUGGUGCCAACAAAAGCUAAAUAAUAUAGAGUUCAAAAAUGGUCAGAUUUUAAGGAUCCCCACUACCCUACCGCUAUUUCCAUCUUGAUCAAAUCACAUUUUCUUCUUAUUUCCCCAACUAGUGUGUGAAUAUUUAAGCAUAUUUGUUCUUCGCACGUACGGCAUGUAAAUAUAUGAGUACAAUUUGCUUCUUCUUUUGGGCUAAAUUGUACUCUAGCCAGCUAGCUAGCUAGCUUUUCUAUGAUGUAUAUGUAUAUAUAAUACUACUACAUAACUACACUCGUG
Solanum dulcamara is the source of this 1974-nucleotide messenger RNA. RefSeq lists its product as uncharacterized. The record is from RefSeq and is a predicted model, not a curated record. Lineage: Eukaryota; Viridiplantae; Streptophyta; Magnoliopsida; Solanales; Solanaceae. Bases 14 to 1777 code for a protein of 587 amino acids. The transcript is spliced from 4 exons.